AUGGUCAACAAGGACUAUACUCAAAGACAUAUAGAAGACGAUGAAGUAGAUUCCCGCAGCGACUCCCAUGAUAUUGCAAAGAUUGGCAGCGUCUAUCCAAAUCUGGCAGCGUUGAUGCUCUUCCUUGACGAAUCGGAUUACAGGCAAUUCGAUCUGGCGAGCGAUCCCAGCUCCUCUUUGUUCAUAUCUGCUUGUGGCGAGACUAUAAUUCAGGCUCUCAAACAUGUGGCAGCUUGGAGGACGGUACUUCAGCGGCUGAUGAGCAGAUCAGAUCAGUUCCAAGGCUGGCACGGCAUCUUGCAGCGCCAGACGAGUAUAGGGGGUAUGCAGCCUGAGCGAAGCCGUCCCCCUGUUAUACAAAACCCAGUGGGAGUAAUGAUGGAUGCCAUUUUCAAGGAAUUCGAGCAAGUAAAUUGUGGCAUGACCCAUGAGGUCAAGCUGAGGGUGUUGGAUGAGCUGCACACUGCCGAAUCACAACACCUGAAGAUUGAGAUGCUCAUAUCCGGUUGCCAAUCCGAGUGUGAUUGGCAAGAAGCUAUCUGCGACUCUAUACAAGCUCCAACUAAUCUCGAGAAGAUAAACAACAUCUGCAUUGCUAUACAUGAGUCAUGGAAGCAGCGUACAAAGCUCCGCCUCUUCUUCGACCAAAGAGGAGUAUUUGACAUCACGGCUGAGGAACCGCCUAUUGCCUCCUCUAUUCAUGAAUAUGAAGAAGAAGCUCUCAACUCGUUGCUAGACAAGAAUAUGUUUCGCCCUAUUAGCCCCGGCGCUUACCUGCGCGGACUGGCAAUAGAAAGAUUCGACCACCAGGAAAAGACAUCGCUGGCAUUGGCCCUUGCUCGAUGUCUGAUGGUAUUCUUCGACAAAAGCCUGGAGCGUGCUGCUUGCAAUUGGAAUGCCGAAAGCAUAUUCAUUAUGCGCUCUGCACGCCGUCACGGACAGCCGCCCUGGUGGCAUAUCCUGGUGAGAUCUCACACGCGAGACUCAACGCACCACAACAUACACGACAAAAUCGGGCCUGGCAAUCCAGUGCUCCUUUCAUUUGCCAAGUUGCUGCUGGAAAUUGUCAAUGGUGAGAAGAUACAGCUUGACGUCGACCACAAGAACACUGCUCGGAACAUUGGAAACUGGGCACAGAUGUGUGGGUACGUGGAGGAGGCGCGACAGGACCGAAACAGUUUCUAUCUUCAAGCUGUGCAAGGAUGCUUAUAUCUACAUAUGCAUUUGCAAAAAGGCGUACAUGAGCAAGUCCCACUGUCUGGCGCCGCCAUGAAGGAGGUCAUUUACGAACAGAUUGUUCUCAACCUCGAGAAGGAGCUUCAUCCGGAAGGGCUCAAACGGGGCCUCGAGAAGGAGGUUCACCCGGAAGGGCUCAAACGGAAACGCAGAGGGUCCUUCUUCGAAACGCCUUUUUUCCAUUCUGUGAAUGCGACGACUACUGUUGCCCCGCCGGACCGCGACCACUUCAGCGUUGCCAUCAUCUGCGCCAUUGCAACAGAAUACAAUGCCGUUUGUCACAUAUUCGACGAAUUUUGGGAUGAGGAAGGGGAUCAAUUUGGGAGAGCGGCGGGAGAUCUCAACACGUACACAACAGGCCGCAUUGGGAAGCAUAACGUCGUCCUAGCCCUACUCCCACGGAUGGGCAAAUCGAAUGCCGCCUCUGCUGCCGCUGGUUUCAGGUCGAGUUACAAUAAUAUCGAGCUGGCGCUGCUCGUGGGCGUGUGCGGAGGCGUGCCUCGUGUUGGAGGCUAUGUGGAAGACGAGAUCCUGCUUGGUGAUGUGGUCAUUGGCAAAUCUGUUGUCCAGCACGACUUUGGCAGGAAGUACCCCAACGGAUUCAUACGCAAGGCUUCUUUCGAAGAAAACCUCAGCAAAGUGCCAAAGAACAUCCAAAACCUCUUGAACACUUUCGAGACUGACCGAGGGUUGGAGCUGCUUCAGAGUCAAACAGCCAAGUUCCUAUUGCAGCUGCAAAAGAAGGGAAAAGGUAGGAAUUGUCGACCGCCUACAAAGUACAGUUACCCUGGGACAGCCAAAGACAAACUGUUCCACUCAGAUUAUCGUCACAAGCAUCGCGGCUCACGAGCACAUCUUUGUACUAUCUGCAGUAGUAGCGCUGACGCUGUCUGCGAAGAGGCCCUGAACGCCACUUGUGAGGAGUUGGGGUGCGAAGAGAGCUUCAACAUACGCAGGGAACGCCUCCAAGAGAGACAAGAGCUUGAACAGGGCAGCCAAGAAGAAGCACAAGAACCAGCAAUCCACAUUGGCGCCGUGGCAUCAGGCGACACAGUCCUCAAAUCAGGCGAAGACCGCGAUAGGAUUGCGAAGAAAGAAGGCGUAAUAGCCUUUGAGAUGGAGGGGGCAGGCAUCUGGGAAGAGAUUCCAUGCAUCAUUGUCAAGGGAGUUUGCGAUUAUGCGGAUUCUCACAAGAAUAAGAAGUGGCAAGAUUUUGCGGCUGCGACGGCGGCGGCUGCUGCGAAAGCUCUUUUACAUCGAUACCCCAAGACAGAAAAGGCGAUAUAUGUGUGA
This is a messenger RNA of Trichoderma citrinoviride, 2529 nucleotides long. RefSeq names its product purine and uridine phosphorylase. The record is from RefSeq and is a predicted model, not a curated record. Gene Ontology annotation, molecular function: catalytic activity. Gene Ontology annotation, biological process: nucleoside metabolic process. The transcript is spliced from 3 exons. Lineage: Eukaryota; Fungi; Ascomycota; Sordariomycetes; Hypocreales; Hypocreaceae. Bases 1 to 2529 code for a protein of 842 amino acids.